Centropristis striata (black sea bass) is the source of this 1634-nucleotide messenger RNA. It is a transcript of the gene grap2a, whose product is annotated as GRB2 related adaptor protein 2a. Gene Ontology annotation, molecular function: protein binding. The record is from RefSeq and is a predicted model, not a curated record. NCBI's taxonomy places the organism in Eukaryota, Metazoa, Chordata, Actinopteri, Perciformes, Serranidae. The transcript has 8 exons. Bases 319 to 1185 code for a protein of 288 amino acids.
AGAGCGGACCGCACGGAGCCGUGCACACGGAGCUCAUAAAUCCACUGACUUUACUCGACAGCACGCAGUGAAGAGAGCGAGAACACGUCCCUCACUCAAACUUUGUUAGACAUUUAUUUGUUUAUGCAAACAUUUCGUGGAGCCCACAAAUAUGCUGCUGUGUUCACACUGCGGAGGGAGAAGAGGUCAGCCUUAGAAUAAACUACACACAAGUUCAACUACGGACAGGAGGAAAGAAACUCUUGACGUGGACUCCCUGACCGUCUCUUUGCUGCUUUUCUUCGUUCUCUGAAACGUUUCGGACGCGCCAUCGUCCCGAUGGAAGCCAGAGGAAAGUACGACUUCGCUGCAACCGCAGACGACGAGCUCAGCUUCAGACGAGGCGACACUCUGAAGAUUCUAAGCCCACAAGACGAGUGGUACAAAGCAGAGAUGAACGGACUGGAAGGAUUCGUACCACAAAACUACAUUGAGAUGCAGACUCCGAGGUGGUUUCAGGAGAACGCCAGUCGCAGCGCUGCAGAGGAUCUCCUCCGGCACAAAGAUGUGGGAGCCUUUGUGAUCCGAGGAUGCCAGAGCUCCCCGGGAGACUUCUCCAUCUCCGUCAAACACGAGAACGAUGUCCAGCACUUCAAAGUGAUGAAGGACAACACAGGCCAGUACUUCCUGUGGUCGGAGAAGUUCACCUCCCUAAACAAGCUGGUGGAGUUUUACAAGUGCACGUCCAUCUCUAAAACCAGGGAGAUCUACCUUAACGACGGCAGCUCGGACAGCAGGAGCCCCUCCGCAGCUCAGGUGAAGAGGGGAAGUUUGCCUGAACAGCGUAGCACAGCUGCAGCCGUCGCCGCUGCACCGCGCCGAGCAUCAGACCAGCCUCCCAACCAGCUGGUUAAGAGAGUGGGUCUGGAGGAGCGAGCUCACACCAUCGGUCACACAGGAAGGAGCAGCCCCGUCACACCAGCGUAUCCUCCCCACCGCCUGUCUGAAACCAUGCCUCACCCUCAGAGGGCGUCCACACUGCAGGUGAAGGCGCUGUACAACUUCACCGCAGAGGAAGACGACGAACUCGGUUUCAGUGCCGGAGACAUCAUCGAGGUGUUGGAUCGCUCGGAUCCGUCGUGGUGGAGAGGGAGGCUGCGGGGGAAAAGUGGGCUGUUUCCUGCCAACUACACGAUCCAGCUGUGAGAAAACACCUGAGGCGAUGCACUUACUACGUCUGCACACUCACAGACUCGCCAUGCAGGAGCUUUGAUACGUGUUUUUGAACAUAAACACUGACUCAGCUAAUUUCAGCACCACGUGUUGAUCAAGAUGUCGGUGCCCAACGGAUUGUGAGUCAGUUAAUGUUUUACAAUAAUGAUCAAAUUAAAACUGAACAGAGGAGCAGAGACAGCCCCACAGGAACUUCCAGAAAACCUGCUGCAGUGUGGAACAAUUUAUCAUUUGUAUCGUGACACUUCUGACAGCAGGUAUUUAUUCACAAACUGCUCAUUGGGCGUUCUGCUGAAGAAUCCAACCGUCUCUGCUUGUGUCGUCAUAUUUUAUACCAGAAGGUUUUGAAUGAAAUGUUCAGAAGUCUGCAAGCUUUACAAACAUGUAUAACUUCCUCGCAAUAAAAUCUUUUUCUAAUCGCU